AUGGCCGAGGCUUUGCUUACUGUUGUUUUUGAGAAUUUGAUGUCUCUUGUUCAAAAUGAAUUUGCUACAAUUUCUGGAAUCAAGUCAAAGGCUGAAAAGCUCUCAACCACUUUAGAACUCAUCAAUGCUGUUCUUGAAGAUGCUGAGCACAAACAACUCACUAACCGUUCUAUCAAGCUUUGGCUUCAACAACUCAAAGACGCAGUUUAUGUGCUAGAUGAUAUUCUUGACGAGUGUUUGUUCGAAUCGGAUAGACUUAAGGGAACGUCCUCUUUUAAACCAAAGAACAUCAUGUUUCGCCGUGAGAUUGGCAACAAGUUCAAGGAGAUCAUAAGCAGAUUCGAUCAAAUUGCUGACAAUAAGAACAAGUUUCUUCUGCAGGUGGGUGGUUCUGUUAGGGAAAGCUCUAUUGAGGUCGCUGACUGGCGCCAAACCACUUCAGUUAUUGCCGAACCCAAAGUGUAUGGAAGAGAAGAUGAUAAAGAGAAGAUUGUCCAGUUUUUUCUUACUCAAGCAAAAGACUCUCACCUCCUUUCUGUGUAUCCCAUUGUUGGCUUAGGUGGUGUUGGAAAAACAACUCUGGCUCAGUUGGUCUACAAUGACCGUCGGGUAAGUGUCAGUUUUGAUAUAAAAGUGUGGGUGUGUGUUUCUGAGAUUUUCUCUUUGAAGAUGAUUAUGUGUUCUAUUAUAGAAUCUAUCACAAGAGCUAAGUGUUAUCGCACCAAUUUAGAUGUAAUACAAAGAAAAGUGCAAGAACUAUUGCAAGGUAAGCGAUAUUUGUUGGUCUUGGAUGAUGUAUGGAAAAGAAAUCAAGAAUUGGAAUUUGGAUUAAGCCAGAACAUAUGGAAUAAGUUGAAAUCAGUUUUGUCGUGUGGAUCCAAAGGUUCUUCCAUUUUAGUUUCCACUCGUGACAAGGAUGUUGCUGCAAUCAUGGGAACAUGUCAAGAUCAUCACCUAUCCGGGCUCUCUGAAGAUGAAUGUUGGUUGUUGUUCCAAGAAUAUGCAUUUGGACACGAGAAAGAAAAACAAGCAAAACUUGUGGCAAUAGGCAAGGAGAUCAUAAAGAAGUGUGGAGGAUUGCCUCUUGCAGCACAAGCACUGGGAGGUCUAAUGCACUCGAGAACUACUGAAAAGGAAUGGCUUGAAAUUAAGGAUAGUGAGCUAUGGACUUUACCCGAUGAGAAUAUGAUUUUGCCUGCCUUGAGAUUGAGCUACACAUAUUUAACUCCCACCUUGAAGCAAUGUUUUUCUUUUUGUGCUAUAUUUCCUAAAGAUACAGAAAUGAAUAAAGAAGAUUUGAUUCAUCUUUGGAUGGCUAAUGGGUUUAUUUCAUCGAGGGAAAAUUUGGAGGUAGAAGAUGUUGGCAAUAUGGUUUGGAAUGAAUUGUGCCAAAAGUCUUUCUUUCAAGACAUCAAGAUAGAUGCUCAUUCAGAAGACAUUUCUUUCAAAAUGCACGAUCUUGUCCAUGAUUUAGCUCAACUUGUUACCGGGCCAGAGUGUAUGAUUAUUAAGAACACAAACAUUGAUUUGUCAAGAAGCACUCACCAUAUUAGUUUUGACUAUCGCAAUUUGGUAUCAAUCAAUAAGGAGACCUUCAGAAAUAUUGAGUCCUUGCGAACAUUGUAUGAUUUAAAAACUUACGACUGCCACACGUUUUUUCCUAGCUGCCACUUCCCGAAUAACAACUCUUUACGGGUUUUACUCAUAUGUUCGGCAAUGUUAGAAUCCGUUGAGAGGUUUACUCAUUUGAGGUAUUUGGAACUUUAUGGUUUCUCAAACCUUGAACCCAUAUCUAACUCAAUUCAUACCUUGCGGUAUUUGGAAAUCUUGAAAUUUAAAAGUUUUUGGAAAAUUCGAUAUCUACCGAAAAACUUGAGCCGCCUACAAAAUCUCAGACACCUUGUCAUCGAAGAUUGUCAUGUAUUGUCUUCUAUCUUUCCUAAUAUUGGAAAGUUAUGUUGCCUAAGAACAUUAAGUGUAUUCAUUGUUCGUCGGAAGAUAGGAUACAGCUUGGCAGAGCUACGUGAUCUACAAUUGGGAGGAAAACUGAGCAUCAAAGGCCUAAAAAAUGUUGAUAGUUCAUCUGAAGCUCGAGAGGCCAAUUUAAUGGGUAAAAAAGACCUCCAAGAAUUAUGCUUGUCAUGGAGCAAAGGUACUGAGGGACCUAGUACUAGUGCAGAGGAAGUAAUCGAGGCACUUCAACCUCACUCAAAUCUUAAGAGGUUGAAAAUAGAUCUCUACGACGGAAUUAGCUUACCAAGCUGGAUCAGUAUGUUGAGUAAUUUAGCUUCUCUUGAACUUUCUUCUUGUGACAAUUGCGUGCUGCUUUCACCACUUGGGAAACUACCAUCUCUAAAAAAAAUCCGUUUGCAUCAGAUGAAUAAUGUGCUAUAUAUGAAUGAAGAUGAACCUCACCAUGGUUUGGAGGAGACGUUUUUCCCAUAUCUGGAGGAACUCUACUUAGAUGGGCUACCAAACUUAGAGCGAUUGUUGAAAGUGCAAAGAGGAGAGAUUUUCCCCCAUCUUUCUAGUUUUACCAUCAUCAAUUGCCCCAAACUUGUGUUGCCAAACCUUUCAUUUGUUAAAUACUUAUUUGUAGAUGGAUGUAACAAGGAGUUACUGAGGCAAAUCUCUAGUUUCUAUGAUCUUACCACUCUUCACCUUACUAAAAAUGAAGAUGUGACCUCCCUCCCUGAGGACAUGUUGAGAAACCUGACUUCACUUCAAACUCUAACAAUAUCUGAUUUCUUGAACUUGAUGGAAUUACCAAAUGAACCCUUCAACCUUGCUUUGGAGCAUCUCUGUAUUACUCGUUGUGGCGAGCUUGAGUCUUUGCCAGAGCUAAUUUGGGAAGGUCUGCAAUCCCUUCGAACAAUCGAUAUUAUUGAUUGUGAAGGAUUGAGAUCCUUGCCUGAAGGUAUCCGACACCUCACUUCACUUGAGAUUUUGACUAUUCAAGGUUGCUCAACUUUAAAGAAACGAUGUGAGGAGGUACUAGGGGAGGACUGGGACAAGAUAGCGCACAUUCAAAAAUUACUGAUUUGGUAG
This is a messenger RNA of Vicia faba (fava bean), 3048 nucleotides long. NCBI's taxonomy places the organism in Eukaryota, Viridiplantae, Streptophyta, Magnoliopsida, Fabales, Fabaceae. The record is from the annotation of a GenBank genome assembly.